AUGUCUGAAUUUACCGCCGAUAUAACCCGCAAGGAACCAUCAACAAAGACUCUCUUGGAUCAAGCCCGAGAGAGACCCGACAAUGUCAGAGAAGAACUUUCAGAUGCAGAUCCGCAAAAUACGACAGGAGUUGCAGCCGAUAGAAGCAGGGCGCCGGUUGACCAGGAUCUAGAGAAGGGUAGCGUACAGAGGACACAGGUGGAUAGGAGCAGCUCGUUGAAAUCGUGA
Messenger RNA from Aspergillus chevalieri, 228 nucleotides. RefSeq lists its product as uncharacterized. Lineage: Eukaryota; Fungi; Ascomycota; Eurotiomycetes; Eurotiales; Aspergillaceae. The transcript has 2 exons. The record is from RefSeq and is a predicted model, not a curated record. Bases 1 to 228 code for a protein of 75 amino acids.